AGUAUGAGACAUAUAAGCAGGUAUAAGGACCAGUCCUCACCUGAACAGGUUGACGCUGCUCCUCUCCUGUGCUAUGAACUUCCAGUCCUACCCCCACGACACUCAACAGUGUGCUAUGAAGAUCGAGAGCCUGUCCCACACGACCGACGACCUCAUCUUCGUGUGGGAUCCGCUGGUACCACUCGAGGUGGACGACAGGAUAGAACUGCCUCAACUUGACCUCGUCUCCAACGAAACCGGAGACUGUACGCAGGUGUACUCCACAGGUAACUUCACCUGCCUGGAGGUGGUGUUCACCUUCAAGCGGCGGCUGGGGUACUACCUCUUCCACACCUACAUCCCCACCUGCCUCAUCGUGAUCAUGUCGUGGAUCAGCUUCUGGAUCAAGCCGGAGGCGGUGCCGGCCAGGGUCACUCUGGGGGUCACGUCACUCCUCACACUCUCCACUCAACACGCCAACUCUCAGAAGUCCCUCCCUCCCGUCUCCUACAUCAAGGCCAUAGAUAUGUUCAUGUCGUCGUGCACGGUGUUCGUGUUCCUCUCGCUGAUGGAGUACGCCACGGUCAACAUCAUCCUGGGGGACAUGGUCGACCAGAAGCCGCAAGAGGAAACCUUCAUGAGACGGAUUACCCGCAAGCUCACUCUCCGUCGUCCCAGAGCUCAGACGAACCGUAGGCGGAACGGCGGCGACGUGACUCUCCAGGAGGCCGAGAACGGGGGAUUGAGGGAUCCCGAAGGAGAGCCGAGGAUUAUGCCUGCAGGUCCAUCUCUUCCCCACUCCCAUCACCAGCAUCCACACCACGCCCCAGCGCCUCCACCUCCUCCUCCCCCACCAGGAGCCCUCGGCAUGAUCGCCAAGUACGGUUCGACGCCCAACAUUCCACGCUCAAUGGCGACUGAGAUGAAGGAGGCCCGGGAGAAGGCCAUCCUGGUAGACCGCUUCUCCAGGGUUCUUUUCCCUCUCAGUUUUACCGUUCUUAACCUCCUGUACUGGGCUGUUUACUUCGAGUGGUAACUGACCCAGCAACUGGGCUGCCCACUUCGAGUCCACAUCAACAAAGCCUGCCUACUUCGAUUGAUAACUACUACCCAUCAACUUGGCUCCUAUUUCGAGCGGAAACUAUCUCCAUCAGCUUUUCUGCCAGCUGCAAGUGAUACAGACGCCGCUUCGACUGGGCUGUGCACUUUGAGUUGUAGCUGUCUCCGUCAUCAAGGCUGUCUGCCUCGAGUGGUAACUGUUCCCAUUAGCUGGGCUGCCUACUUCGAGUGGUACCUGCCUCGUCAUCUGUACUGCCUACUUCAAGUGAUGACCAUCUCAGCUAAUCUACUUCGAACGGUAGCUGCCUCAGGCUGAUGAACUAUUUCGAGUGGUCAUUACUUUCAUCACUCAUCUGUUAACUUCGUGAAUAACUUCCCCUUCUGCUGGUCCAUCUGCUUCAAGAGACUUCUUCUCUUUAACAUCUUAUCUGUCAUUAUGAAUUAACACCCUAUGGAUGAGACACAAAUUCUCAAGCCUUAGAUUUAAUGACCUAGCUGGUGUCAUCACUGCUCCCUGGAACACUCCCGGCGACUUCUCCCUCACUACCCACCGUCCUCCCGGAGGACGGUGGGUAGUGAGGGACGAUGGGGUCGGGUAACCACCUUCACAACAUCAGUAUGAGGACUAGUAACUUUUCUUAUACAAAUUUAUCUUAUUGCUACUAUAGUAGCAAUAAGGGAGGAGGAGGAGGGAUAUAUCCCUCCUCCUCCUCCUCCUCCUCCUCCUCCUCCUCCUCCUCCUCCUCCUCCUACUCUUUCUGCUACAAACUUUCCUCCUUAUGUAAUUAAUAAUUUACGUGAUUAUAUAACAAUAAUAUAAUUGUCUAACAAAAAAUUCCAAUUAUAAAAUUCAAACUAAAUUGUCUUUAUCACAUGAUGAUAAGAACAAUGUACAAAACGUUCAGCCCCCAGCCCCUUCUCACCCCCCCCCCCCCCCCCCCACUUUGAUACGAGUUUCCCUAUUUGUCACAAGUAAAACUAACGAGGAAAUUUUGGGUUUUGAGACGGAGUCUGAGUUAAUGUAGAUGACAGAACAGGUGUCCCUCUCACCUUUCUACCCCAGUAGACCCCCUAAUUACACUUACAUGAUUCAUCAUGUAAGUGGUAAGUGACUUGUCCAGAAUCAUUUAACCAUUAGUCUCUAUCAUUUUUCCCAUACCCAAACGCCCGAGUGAAGAAAAUCACAUUAGUAGCCUACGUUAAGCUGCUUCACGACAUUCAUUGCAAAAUGUUUCAUUAAGGAAAGUGAAAAAAACAAAAAUGUCUUCAUACAGAUGUAACAGUAACUGGAAAUAAUUUCUUUCUAAGAUAUUCGUGCUUGUAAUGGGACUCGACGACUGUCUUUUGGUGAGACUGUAGUGACGUUACUGACCCUGACACGGUACGAGCAGGCCAGAGGAAGUGUAGUUGGCGAGGUAUACCCUUUUUCUGAGAUGUGUAAGAGUGAGCCGGGGUGCUGUACCAGUGUGACAGAUGGACCUCCAGAUGGUGCGUCGAGAGACACAGAAUGACCGUAACAGGAGUCGUGACUCCUCGUGGAAGGUGUAACCGGCUUGAAAACCGACCACACUUGAGUCUCUGUCAGUUGUAUGUGGGACAGAUUGAUGCUUAUGAUGAGUACCUUAACAGUCGAGUUGAAUAUAAAAUAUUUGAAAAAAAAAAACUGAAAUUGUGUCAAAGGACUGCUGUUAAUAGUGAAAUAUCUGUGGUUGCGGAACUUCGAAGGUCAUAUACAUACAGAUAUAUCAUAGUGCAACCCAUUCUCUGCAUCAGACACUCAGUAAAAACUGCAACUGUUUUGCCUAAUAAGAAACGUACAAACCCAAGCAACCCACCUAACCUAUCAUGAUCGAUGCGGAGAAAAACGUCGAUACAACUACGAUUUCAUUUGUAUUAACACGUCGAAUAUUUACCGAACUGGUCAAUUCCGUUAAAAAUUACGAUGUAUUAAGUGAGAAAUCGGGUUGAAUAGUGAUGUGGUCGUGUAGGGUUAUCUUCCCUUUAGAGACGAGCCCUUGUGCCGAGGGAGAGGUAGACUUCAAGCA
Messenger RNA from Procambarus clarkii (red swamp crayfish), 3083 nucleotides. The record is from RefSeq and is a predicted model, not a curated record. NCBI's taxonomy places the organism in Eukaryota, Metazoa, Arthropoda, Malacostraca, Decapoda, Cambaridae.